CUAGCUACAGACAAGUUUAUUUCUGCACCCGACAUGCACCCUCAAUGCACCUACAAUAGUGCAUGAUAAAUUGAUAACCGUUAAUUCAUAGAUGUGGUUUCUGCUGCUGUGUGCGCUUGUGCCCUGGGCACGGGGAAUAGAAUAUUACGAUGACAAUAAUGAACACAUAAAGAUGCUCAAACAAAAGCUCAAAUUGUUGGGAUCCAAAGAAGAGUUUGUGAUAGAAGACGACUAUGAAGAAAUAAUUAGUUUUAACCCAGAAGAUAACUCAGUUAAGGUAAAGGAAGAUGGGGAAGGGAAGCUAGAAUUGUGCUUGCCUAGCUUCGGUCGGGAGUACUGCGUCACAGUACAGAAGAAGCAACACAUUUUCAAGCCACAGCACGAAAAAUCGGAAGUUGAAGGAAAACUAGAACUGGUGGAAUGUAUUUUGAAAAACAUUGCCGUCGGGUGGCGAUCCGCAGCGACACUCUGUUGGGAGUCCCGGUCAAGGCGGGAUUAUCCUCGAACUUUUCGCCUCAAACCUUUGAGUGAAACAAUAGCAAGUGUGGAGUGAAAUAAAAUAUGAAGUAUUAACAAAA
Cydia pomonella (codling moth) is the source of this 578-nucleotide messenger RNA. RefSeq lists its product as uncharacterized. The record is from RefSeq and is a predicted model, not a curated record. The coding region runs from base 92 to 553 and encodes 153 amino acids. NCBI's taxonomy places the organism in Eukaryota, Metazoa, Arthropoda, Insecta, Lepidoptera, Tortricidae. The transcript has 8 exons.